GCCACGGAUCAUAAGGUUUUGACAGACAAAAUCUCUGCAGCUUUUUGCAAGCCUUUGCUCAACAAGCAGGAUCGGACUCUUUCUGACCAGAAGUCGGCACCUCAGCAGGCCGGUUCAGAUGACAUGUCUUCACAAUCCAAAUGGGUGAGCAGCAGCUCUGGAAACUCGGACCUGGUCAUAUCUGAAGACGGGUUCUGCAACGGUGGUGAUGAGGCUGGGACAUUCGUGGCGUUACGCUGUCCUGGUGAUGGUGGAGAUGCCACAGCAGGCAGUGAGCACCUUCCUCCAAGCAGCGACGGCAUGUCAGAGUUUUCCAGCAGUGACCUCUCACUGCCCGAGGUCUGCAUUUCUACCAACAGCAAUAGCUUCGAGGAUGAUAUGAACUAUGAGGUGCAACAGGCUUAUAGAAUUUUUACUGGCUUCCUCCUGGACAAGCACAAAGCGGUCACCAGCCCGUUCCUCCAUCCCGUUGGACAUCAUGACACCCAGCAUGGCAUCGAGGGAGUUCAGGGCCGGGUUCAGUCGCAGCUCAGGCAGUCGAUGUGCUUGCGGAGAAUAGAGGAGAAGUUUAUCAACCAGGAAUAUAACACCAUAACGGAGUAUGUUGCAGACUUCAGGUUGAUGUUGGAGAACUGUUAUCGCUACCAUGGGGUUGACCACUGGAUCUCCAAACAGGCUCAAAAGCUGGAAAUAAUGCUGGAACAGAAGCUCACAUUGCUGUCCAGGACGCUGCGAGAGAAAACAACCCUGGCAGUUACCUCCAAAGGCCGUUUUGGAGCAGAAGAGGAGCGGUCCUCAGGGGGUACCUCCACGAGGAGGAGGUUGGCACCUCGUAGCCUCGCUACCAUUACAGUUGGUGGGCACGAGUCUGUCAUGGUACAGGCCCUACGGCUGGAGGAGCAGCAAAGGGCAAAGGAGGAGAAGAGGCAGCGUGAGCUUGAGAAGAAAGAGGCAGAAGAAAUGUCGGCUAAAGAGGUGGAGGAGUGGGAGAAAAGCUUGCUGUCGCAGGCGACCCCCCAAGCUGUCGACAUGCUUUGGGAGCUGCCCGCCAUUGGGCACUUUCUCUGCCUGGCUCAGACUGCUCUCAACCUCCCUGAGAUAGUGUUUUUUGAGCUGGAGCGUUGCUUGCUGAUGCCACGAUGCAGCCUGCUCCUCUCCAAAAUAAUGUCUUCCCUACUGUCCCCCGCACAGCGGCGGGUCACUCUACACCGCCGGCCCACGCUGCCCUACCGCCGCUGGGAGUCGGAUCUGAGGCAGCGCGUCAUGGGAUGGUAUCGAGCUGUGGGCAACUCCCACAAUCAGCGACACAGGGCAGAGCAGCUGGGACUAUCCCACCAGUUUUUUAGCAUCCUCGGGGGGGUGAAUCCUUUGGAAGAGAAGCCUUUUCAUUUGUUGCACUUCUACCAGCGAGUUUGGCUUCUGAAGGGGCUGUGUGACCACGUGUAUGAAACACAGAAGGACGUACAGGAUGCUGUGCUGGCCCAACCCAUCCAUGAAUGUAGGGAGUCUAUUUUGGGCUACGACAGUAAGGAGAAUGCUUACAUACAUUUUCCACAUUUCUGUGGGGCAGACCUGAGGAUCUAUUGCCAGAGCCCCAGCACACCCCCAGAUUUCCCUUUUCCUUCUACACUUGUAAAAAGGGUUGAACUUGAAGCGGGUACAGAGGGUGAAGACUCAGAUGGAAUAAAGAAUGAGGGAGAUAAAAAUAACAGCGCUUGUGAUGGAACCCCCAUGGACAUAGAAGGGUCUGGAGAUGUUGGGAAAAGGACAAUAGAUACAAUUGGGAUUUUCAAAAAAGAAAAUGGGAGCAGAGAGGGAGAUUUUAAUUCAUGGUCACUAAUGGAGGAGAUGUCUGACUCAGGGUCAUGUGAUGGAGAUGACUGUGAAGACUCUACGUCUGACUUAAAAAUACAAACUAACCCCUUAUGUAUGAGGCACUGCGGUGAUGUUGGAUGGAGUGAUGUGAAAAUGCUUUUCAAAGAAGAAAUAGCCGAUGCACAGCAAAAGUCCAGGCAGGAGCAGGGCCUCUCACCGUGCUCAGAACGCACCAUUAAAGCAGAAACGCAAGAUCCCUGUCUGAAUGUGGGAGAGCACAGCUAUACAGGCAGGUCGCCCGCUCGCUCCAUAAACCUGGGAUCCCCAGCCAAACCUCUGGAACUCACAAAAAAGGAGGUUAAUUUGAGUGGAGAGCAAACAACAUCUCCCUGUUCAGAUUGUUGUAAAGGCAAAAUUAGCAAUGCUAAAUCUGCUGAGCAUUUCUGCUGCUGCGGAUCAUCCGAACAGACCUCUCAACUGCCCUCCGAGAGCACUCAGAACUCAAGUAAAGACAGGGUGGACGACAAAAUGUGGAGUAAAAAAAAGAAGCGGCAGAAAAAGCAAAUGAGGGAGCAGCUGCUGAGGGGGAAAAGAGAGCGAAAGCAUCUGCAGCAUGUGGACGGGAUAGAGCUCUCCCCAGCUGACGCUGCCAAGCCUGCCAACUGCAAAGAUGCCACGACUACCAAAAGAAAGGAGAAAAAGAAAAGGCAUAAAACAGGGAAAAAUACGGAAACCUCGAAGAAAAUUCAAGAUGAACCACCAUCGGAGCCCUCCUUUAAGCUGGUAUGCACCAGUCUCGAUGAACUUCGAGAACUGAUCAGUAAGACAGAAGAUGAGCUUGAUGACCUGGAGAGCACAAAAAAGAGAUUGGGUCGGUGGUACUACAGGAGAGAAGCAGUGAAGGAUCUCCACAGCACUUUAAUCAGACUUCUAAAUGAACUUUCACCCUGGGAACCCAAACUUGUCAAAGCUUUCCAAAGAAACAGGCUCCGCUUAAAGAAGGAAUUUGAUGACUUCAAGAAGCACCCAGAGUACAAUAACUUUGUGCGUGAGGAGUGUGCGUCAUCAUCAUCAGAUGAUGAGUAUGAUGAGGAAGAGGGGGACCUUGAAAAGGAUCACGGUGGAGAAUCGGAAGGGGAAGACCUUGAGCAUAUGGUUCCCAGAGGCCUUUGGAGUGGAGCCAGCACCAGGGAGUUUGGCACUGAAGAUGCAGAACAAAUGGUUACCUGCACAUCUCCAAACCACCUGAAGCCCCACUUGGGCAGCUCGGAGAAAAGCGUUGGUCUGCAGCCAAGAGAUCAGGGUAUCGGCUCUAACAUUAUCUCCGCCGAUUCGAGGGAAGUGUUGAGAUCUGAGCUGACUACAACUAAACAAUCUCGGGGUUUUGCCUGGACAGCAGGGAUCCCAGCUCAUUCUACAGUGUCGUGCUCAUCUCCCACCCUCCCUCCAACCAGCGGGCUUCCCAAGGGCUAUACGCCCAUCCCCACCCUGCUGGCCAAGAGUGUGGGGAACAAAGUGACCUUGAUGAAAAGACCCACUGAUUAUCCUGGUGUGGCCGGUGUAGAAGGACAGAGAAAAGGGUCUUUGGUUUCCCUCCCUACCUCUGCAGUGAUUAACACAAAACUUUCAAAAGCACAAACUUCUCCAUCUGGUUCUCAACAGAACUUGCAAAAAAUGACGCUACCGGGACCACAGCAGAUGCAAGUCUUUGGGCAGCCAGGAAUCGUAACAGCUGCUCCUCCACACACACUGCAGUCAAAACCCUCCGGAGCAGAAUCAAAAGGCCCUGUCCAAGUGAUGUACAAGCUGCCGGAGGGACUGGGUCACCAGGUGAAGAAAGACAACAGCAGCCCCGCCAAGGCACCCGUUCAUUCUGCUGUGGAGCAGAACCCUGCAGAGAAGCUAAUGCAGCAGGUGGUGAUCCUGCCCUCUAACCUUCUCAUUAAAAACACUGAAGCAAAGGCUUCCUCUUCAAACACACAACAGUCUAAGGGCAUUCAGGUAGCAGUUUCUAAGGUGGCCAGCCCUGUAUGUAUAUCCACCAACGUGCCUGGAUUCAGAAUUCCUGAGAAUAAAAUCCCUGUUCAGCAAGUGGCCCCACUAAAGGAUGCCAGAACAGGGAAGACUCCUCCUGUUUCUGUUUCCUCUCAUCUGCAGCAAGGGAUUGCAAACACAGCAGGAUUUAAGUCACAAGUUAGCUGUGUGCAAGCCAGCACAAUACAAUGUGGCAUGCUCACGCCUUCACCCACCGCAAAUAUGUCAAGUUCAGCCUCUGCUGCGACUGCUAAAUCUUCAGACCCUAAACAGGAGCUAAAGACAGUGUGCAUUCGGGACUCGCAGUCCAUCCUAGUAACAACUAGAGGUGGCAACACGGGCAUUGUCAAAGUCCAGACAUCGUCCGACCAGAAUGCACUCGGGGCUUUUCCCAACACCCCAGUCAUUACAAUUUCUCCUCAGUUUAAAGCCUUUCUUGUAUCCAAGAGCUCAGCAACACAUUCAUCUUCUGCCUCUCAGACCUCUUCUUCUACUCUUCAAGCAGUGACAAGCAAGUCAGUUGUCCAACCCCAGAAGCAGGUUCCUUCGGUAUUAACAGUCCCUUGCUCCCUCACAGAUUCUACGCUUACUGGAGUCACAAGUAGCAUUCCUGUGACAAGUCCAGGAAGUCAGAAUACAGGCACUACUACUCUUUUAAGUCAAGGCUGUAGUAUCUCAGUUGGUUCUACAGUUGACACACAGAUUUCCCAGCUGCCAGUUACUGCUAGUUCUCCCUUUCCAGCAUUGAGGUUAAAUGAUACUGCUGUUGUCUCAUCAGGAAGUUGCUCUGUUGCUCCCCAGGUUUUUAAACAAGAGUUUACCAGCAAACCUGGUGUGAAACGAGCAGCUACAGAUGAGGGAUAUCAGGUCAAUAAAUAUAUCCUGGUUGCUCCACCUUCUUCCCCAAACUCAUGUGUUGCCGCAUCAAAAGGCACACCCUCUCCCACAGUCCAGGUUUCCAGCCCAAGAAUCAUGUUCAUCAGCCAGCCUACAGUGACGUCACCGACCACCCUCAUGGGGAGCAUUCCAAAGCAGGUGAUGGCCUCUGGAAAAAACGAUCAGACGCUGAGCAUGUCGUUAUUAAGCCAGACUUUGAAGAUGGGAUUAAGUCCAGUCCAGCCUGUUGCCAGUGUCAGCUCAGAGGCAUCAUCGGUGACUAAAAACCAUUCUCUGCCCACUGGGGUUCAAAACCAGUUGUCAGGGAAGUUGGCAGCUAUUGGGCAGAAUAUUGGAGUGCUAUCAGAGUCUCCUUCCAAGGCUGCACCGCUGUCUGUGUCAGAAACAUGUGGUCCCACAGCUGGCAUCAUCUCCGGACUUCGCCCAGCAACAAGUCUAAUGACGGCUGCAGGUUUUUCUCCACAGCUUGGCACUUCUCUCACCACUUCCUCUCCACUCAUUGGUAUCCCCUCUGUCUCUGGGAACUCCCAAACGAUUUGCUCUACAUCCUCUUCUACUACUGCCAACAUCCCUUCAGCAAACACAUACAAGAAUUAUGUUGGCACGCUUGGAAGUACACUGUUCAACAGUUUUCCUGCUCCAGUGACCACUACCAUUGGGAGUAGCCCAGGCCAAACCCCCAUACCUACUAUUGACUCUAGGCCCUCAUACAACCAAAGUGGCGUGAGAGAGGAAAACAGGUUGUUGUCCUCUCCGCUGGCUCAAAAUAAAAACCAAAUCCCCCUCUCCUCUGCUCAGCCCCCUUCCAGCACUAGCACAGUUCAGCAGAGGAUCAUCAUCAACACUUCUACACCCCUUGCUGCUGGCACACAGAUCCUCCUUAACAAUACACGCUUUGUGGUCCCACCCCAGGGUUUGGGUCCAGGCAGCCAUGUCCUUCUCAUUUCUAAUCCUGCACCACAAGUGCCUGCUGCCAGCCCAAACAGUACUGUAGCACCGGUACUUCCCAAAGGGACUAGCCAUGCCAGUGCACCCCCUCGGGCACCAGUUUUACCCCAGUCUGCAGCCCGGCUGCCGGGUGUGCCACCUGUAAGUUCUCCUUUUGUCGCAUGCACCCCAACCAUUGGUCCACCUUUACUGGCCACCACACCCCAUGUCCCACCAAUCAGACUUACAGGAACACCCGGCCUGGGGUCUACAUUGAUACCCGGUAAAACAAAUGUAGUGUCAGCUAUUUCGGGGUUUCCACCCAUGCAUGCCGGCAGCUUUGCUUUACCUGCUGUUGGUUCAUCAACUCUGGUCUCUUCUCCUUCAAGGUUGGGCAGUGCACCAGCCCUAGUUUCCCCAGUGAUAACUAGUGCCCCUUCUCUCAGUUCAGCUUUAUCUGCUGCUGGUACAGGAAAACAAGCUGAAUGUUUGUCCCAGUCGUCAGCAGUAGAAGCCUCCUCGCCAAAAUCCUCUGAACUAGCAUUGUCGUCGCGGGUGAUACCCAGCCCAGCCAUGGGUGCCUUUCGUAGCCCUGUCAUACCAGUUCCUGUUCCCCACUCCACAGCUGCAGCUUCUGUUGUAGCAGAUGCACCAGUUUUCAGUCCUCUUCCUCUCCAGCAGGCUGUUGCAGGGACAACUAUUUGCCCCAAUGUGGUUCAUCCACAGCAGGCAACAUUUAGAGUUGCAGUGCCCUCCUCUGGUCAUCCACAGGGUUUCGUGCACAAAGGAGCAGUCAACACGCAGGUCCCAGUCACACAGCCAGUGCUCACUGGUACACGGACACAAGUACUGCCAACAGUGGCUGUCCCCCCAAUUGUCAGCACAUUUUCAAGGACACAGGCGCUGCCCAUUGCUACUGUCCCACCGAUUGGAAGUACUGUUAGCACCUUUGAAACAGCACUUAUGGCAGUUGCUCCUUCAUCAAGUACUUCUGUUAUAAUAAGUCCAGCCCAAGCGGGUGCAUCACAGAAUUCAAAAAUCCCUGUCCACUCACCUGUCGUUUUGACCAAUCAGCCAAUUGGAAAACAUUCUGGGCAGACCUCAGCCUUGAAUAUGCAUACCAACACAUCCCCCAAGCUGCUCAUCAGCCCUGACGGGGCUGUUCUGAGCACUGUUCGUUGCCAGGUGAAUCCAGCACAGCUGACUGCCUGCCCCAAACCUCUUGAUGCACUGGUGACUUCCUCCAACAGCUCAGCUGGAGCACUGCAACCACAUGAUUCCGCUGUACAGCCCCCGCGAGCAGACACAAAGCGAACUAAC
Menidia menidia (Atlantic silverside) is the source of this 6993-nucleotide messenger RNA. The record is from the annotation of a GenBank genome assembly. NCBI's taxonomy places the organism in Eukaryota, Metazoa, Chordata, Actinopteri, Atheriniformes, Atherinopsidae.